Messenger RNA from Closterium sp. NIES-65, 1704 nucleotides. The record is from the annotation of a GenBank genome assembly. NCBI's taxonomy places the organism in Eukaryota, Viridiplantae, Streptophyta, Zygnematophyceae, Desmidiales, Closteriaceae.
AUGACAGCAACUAUGUUAGUGGCGUAUCACGUUUUCGAUCUCGCUCGCCCUGGCAUCGCAACCCCGCGCACAUCGCAUUUAGGCCCUAUCGCCUUCCGCGUUCCACACGCUUCCCCCCACCGUCUCUUACACACUCCCCCACGCACACCCACGCUUCCCCUCACUGUCGCCCGAGCUCUUCCUCACCGUCACCCGAGCUCUUCCUCACCGUCGCCCGAGCUCUUCCUCACCGUCGCCCGAGCUCUUCCUCACCGUCGCCCGAGCUCUUCCUCACCGUCGCCCGAGCUCUUCCUCACCGUCGCCCGAGCUCUUCCUCACCAUCACCCAAGCUCUUCCUCACCGUCGCCCGAGCUCUUCCUCACCGUCGCCCGAGCUCUUCCUUACCGUCGCCCGAGCUCUUCCUCACCGUCGCCCGAGCUCUUCCCCACCACCGCUCACGCUUCCCCUUACCGCCGCUCACGCUUCCUCCUGCCUUUACCAACGCUUCCCCACAUCGUCGCUCACCCCUUCCUUCCCCCACCUUCCCUCACACUUCCCCGCUCAUCGCCUACGGUUCCUCCCACCGUCACUCACGCUUCCCCCCACCGUCGCUCACGCUUCCCCCCACCGUCGCCCACGCUUUCCCCCAACGUCGCCCACGCUUACCCCCACAUCGCCCACGCUUCCCCCCACCGUCGCCCACGCUUCCCCCCACCGUCGCCCACGCUUCCCCUCUCAUCCUCCUCCCUGUCGCCUGGAAAUGAGCCUCCCCGCCGACCUCCCUUCUCUCCCACCUCUCUCCACGUCGUCAUCAGUUCCUUGCCAAUCACGUUCCACCUCUUCAUCACCAUUGCUUCUCCACCCACGCCGCCCACCCUCUCAUCUGUUCCUAUCGUUGUGCUGCUGCGGCUUUGGAGAAGAGCGCUGGGCGCACAGCCGGGGCAGCGCGUGCAGUCGGGCAGCAAGGAGCGCAGUGCUUCAGAUGACAGGGGGCAGGGGAGCGGGGGAGGCGGGGCAGGGGAGGUGGAGGGGAGGGAGAGAGGGUCCAGGCAUCCUCCUAUCCUAUCCACCCUUUUACCAUGCCACAUUUUUACCUCCUGCCCUCCUCCCUUACUCUGUUCGUUCAUUACCCCACAGUCGUCCUCCCCUCCCUUCUCCGUUGUGAAGGCACCGCUGCAGGUGGACGGGGUGACGUGCCACGUGACGUGGGAAUGGGUGGGCUACCCGCAUGUGAUUUGCAAGGUUAUUCCCAGCCUGCACCAUCAGAUGUCGGCUCUUUCUCCCCCUAGUUCGUCUGCCUGCAUCCAGCGCUUCUCUUGUACUACAGUGUGCCCCUGCCUCUUUGGCGCCUCAGGUGUUUCCUUCCUCCCUCGUCAUAUGGCUGAGUUACUCUGUCCCACGCUUCCCCCCACCGUCACCCUUGCUUCCUCCUACCGUCGCCCACGCUUCCCCCCACCGUCGCCCACGCUUCCCCCCACCGUCGCCCACGCUUCCCCCCACCGCCACCGCCGCCCACGCUUCCCCCCACCGCCACCGUCGCCCACGCUUCCCCCCACCGCCACCGUCGCCCACGCUUCCCCCCACCGCCACCGUCGCCCACGCUUCCCCCCACCGCCACCGUUGCCCACGCUUCCCCCCACCGCCACCGUCGCCCACGCUUCCCCCCACCGCCACCGUCGCCCACGCUUCCCCCCACCGCCACUGUCGCCCACCGCCAGUGGCUAG